Haliotis rubra (blacklip abalone) is the source of this 3292-nucleotide messenger RNA. Its product is annotated as acyl-CoA dehydrogenase family member 10-like. NCBI's taxonomy places the organism in Eukaryota, Metazoa, Mollusca, Gastropoda, Lepetellida, Haliotidae. The transcript has 21 exons. Gene Ontology annotation, molecular function: oxidoreductase activity, acting on the CH-CH group of donors; flavin adenine dinucleotide binding. The record is from RefSeq and is a predicted model, not a curated record. The coding region runs from base 1 to 2652 and encodes 883 amino acids.
AUGAUUGAUGUGUCUGUGUUUGAUGUGAUAGUUGAGUCCUGUGUUGAGGGAGUAAGGAAGCCGGACCCCCGCAUCUACCACACCUGCCUGGAGAGACUCAAGGUAGCCCCAGCACAGGCCAUUUUCUUAGAUGACAUCGGCACCAACCUGAAGCAAGCCAAAGAACUGGGCAUCCGCACAAUCAAGGUAGAAGAUCCUGACCAGGCAGUUCUUGCACUGGAGUCUGAGCUGGGUCUAAGUCUUCGAGGAUAUGUAGCCGGAACUGCGUCUGUGCCGCCUCAUCUAGCCCUGCCUGUAGACAGUCUGGAGUCCUACCUACAGUCUCACCUCAAUCUGACAUCUCAAGGACCCCCGAUACUGAGGGCCUUCAAGCAUGGCCAGUCCAACCCAACCUACUUCCUCAACUAUGGAGGCAGAAAUAUGGUCCUGAGGAAAAAGCCACCUGGCAAGCUGCUACCAUCCGCCCAUGCAGUGGACCGAGAGUAUCAGGUGAUGAAGGCUGUCGGGGAAAAUGGCGUCCCUGUCCCUAAGAUGCUGGCUUUCUGUAAUGAUGAAAGUGUCAUUGGGACCCAGUUCUACCUCAUGGACUACGUACCAGGGAGAAUAUUUGAGGACUUCUACCUGACAGGGAUGAACUUUGCAGAGAAGAAGGACAUCUACUCAGCCAUGAUUGAUGUUCUCUGCAAAAUCCACUCCGUGGAUAUCAGCAAAGCUGGGUUGGAAAACUAUGGGAAACAAGGUAACUAUAUGGAACGGAACUUCAAGAGAUGGGCCAAGCAGUACGAGGCAAGCCAGACGAGAGAGAUACCAUCAAUGACAAAACUGAUGGAAUGGAUUCCACAGAACUUUCCCAAGGACGAGAGAGUGACUGUUGUACACGGGGAUUUCAGGUUGGACAACUUGAUAUUCAGUCAAUACAAGUCUGAUGUGCUUGGGGUUCUAGAUUGGGAGUUAUCUACCCUUGGUGACCCCUUGUCUGACCUUACGCAGAGCUGUGUUAUAUACUAUCUGCCUAAAGACUUUCCAUUAUUUGCAGGAUUUCUUGGUCAGGAUGUGUCUAAGCUCGGUAUUCCAACAGUCCAGGAAGUUGUUGCUGAGUACUGCGAGAGAAUGAACAUUCAACCAAUCACAAACUUUGAGUUCUACAUGGCCUUCGCCUUCUUCAGGAUGGCUGCUAUAUGUCAAGGUGUCUACAAACGAGCCAUCUCAGGACAAGGAAGUUCCCCGAUUGCUGAGAAGGUCGGCAAGUUUGCAGAGACAUUGGCUGACAUUGGAUUGGGGAUGGUAGAAAAGCAGGGCACAGGAUCCCAGGUCCAGUCAGGGCGGAGAUCGUAUUCCACAAGUACCAGGUCAAUCAUGACCUACAUUUCCCGACCUAUGUCUACACAACCACAUACAGGCACUGCUGGGGCCAUGGCUGUGUCAGUGAAGGGGUUGUCCCCCUUGGUUCAGGAUCUCCAUCAGAGGGUGCGGAAGAUGGUUGACGAGGACAUAAUCCCACUCGAGGCAGAUAUGGUCGCCCACAGCAUGGGGCCACGCAAAUGGGAGGUGUUCAAGCCCUUGGAAGAUAUCAAGAAUAAAGCCAAAGCCAAGGGCUUAUGGAACCUGUUUCUUCCACUGGAGACUGAUCCGGAGCGGAAAUACGGAGCAGGUCUCACCAACCUGGAGUACGCCUUCCUGUGUGAAGAGAUGGGGCGAUGUGUCCUGGCUCCAGAGGUGUUCAACUGUAACGCCCCAGACACCGGCAACAUGGAGGUGCUGGUGAAGUACGGGACAGAGGAACAGAAGCAGACAUGGCUGACACCACUACUGAAUGGGGAGAUCAGAUCCUGCUUCGGAAUGACAGAACCAAAUGUGGCAUCCUCCGACGCCACCAACAUCCAGUCCUCCAUCAAGAAAGACGGCGACUACUUCAUCAUCAACGGACACAAGUGGUGGACAUCAGGUGCCCUGGACCCCAGAUGCAAGCUCUGUGUAUUCAUGGGCAAAACUGACAUGGGAGCUCAGAAACAUAGGCAGCAAAGUAUGAUCCUUGUCCCAAUGGACGCUCCAGGAGUGAAGAUCCUCCGACCACUCACUGUGUUUGGGUACGAAGACAGUCCAGCCGGCCAUGGAGAAGUCCUGUUUGAAAACGUACGGGUUCCUGCCUCCAACAUCCUUCUGGGUGAAGGUCGUGGGUUUCAGAUAGCUCAAGGUCGUCUGGGUCCUGGCCGAAUCCAUCACUGCAUGAGGCUGAUCGGCAAUGCGGAACGGUGUCUCGAGUUGAUGGUGAAGAGAACUCAGGAAAGAAUUGCCUUCGGGAAGCCACUAGCUGCUCAGGGAACAAUACAGGCUGACAUCGCCCAGUCUCGCAUUGAGAUAGAGCAGACUCGGCUCUUGGUAUUGAAGGCUGCCUACAUGAUGGACGUGUACGGGAAUAAGGUGGCUGCUCCAGAGAUAGCCAUGAUAAAAGUGGCAGCCCCAAAUAUGGCCCAGAGAGUGGCUGACAGAGCCAUACAGGCCCACGGGGGAGCUGGACUUCACCAUGACCUGCCGAUAGGAUUCAUGUUUGCCUGGGCUCGUAUCCUGCGUAUCGCCGACGGCCCGGAUGAAGUACACAAGCGGGCUAUCGCAAGAAUGGAAUAUGCAAAGUCUGUCAAAUCCAACUUGUAGAUAGUUGUGAAUCCAAACGUGUGAUAAUGUCAAGGUUGCGCCAUCAUCGCCACAAGACAAUAACCAAGAGCCCGACACAUAAAGUUAUUUCUUGAGUGAAGAAUAAUAUUAUGAUCAGUAUCCGUUUUGAUGGCUAAAAAUAUCAUAUGAAGUUACAGGUAUAAUCAAGAUCAUGUUAUCUGGGUUAGUUGUGAAAUCUAUGUUUGAAAAAAUCUGUGAACGGCAUUUAGAAGUGAUACACAUAAAGGGAAAGUAUUUACGAAUGUCAACUUCGAGACAUUUUAGAAUAUAUUCUUACUAUCAGGGGAAUGACACUGAUUAAGAAUAUACGCCAAAACAUCAUGUUCCUCAUAUACAGAAUUUGACAUUCGUAAAUUAUCUACCUUUACUGAACUUGUGUCUCGAGAGCAGCUUCUCCUUACUUGAACUUUUAGACAUCUUACAAUCACGGUGUACAGUUGUUCAUCAUCCAUGGAAGAAUUGUUCACACAGCAGAAUGACAAGUGCUUGUUGGGCAUCUCAUAGCUUGUAGGCUUGAAUAAUACCAUUGCUUUUUACCAUUGUCCUUAGAAUGACGCUGAAGCUGAGUAAUGUCUGAUCCAGUUUCAAUGAAUGAUAUAUGCCUUGAUUGUACGUAUCA